This is a messenger RNA of Gilbertella persicaria, 993 nucleotides long. Its product is annotated as S-adenosyl-L-methionine-dependent methyltransferase. Gene Ontology annotation, biological process: rRNA (guanine-N7)-methylation. Gene Ontology annotation, cellular component: nucleolus. The record is from RefSeq and is a predicted model, not a curated record. Bases 41 to 895 code for a protein of 284 amino acids. NCBI's taxonomy places the organism in Eukaryota, Fungi, Mucoromycota, Mucoromycetes, Mucorales, Choanephoraceae. The transcript is spliced from 3 exons. Gene Ontology annotation, molecular function: rRNA (guanine) methyltransferase activity.
AAAAAAAAAAAAAAAAAUUGAUCUCUCUUUCUCUUUUUUCAUGUCUCGUCCUGAACAUAUUGCACCACCAGAAAUUUUCUAUGGCGAAGAUGAAGCCAGAAAAUACACUGACAAUUCUCGUAUUACUGCCAUUCAAGCAGAAAUGGCUUAUCGUGCAUUAGAAUUAUUAAAUUUGUCAGAAGGACCUAAAUACAUUUUGGAUAUCGGAUGUGGAUCUGGAUUAAGUGGUGAAAUUCUUGAAGAAGAAGGCCAUGUUUGGGUCGGCAUGGAUAUCUCAUCAGCCAUGUUGGAUGUAGCCAACGAAAGAGAAGUAGAAGGCGAUUUAUUUUUGCAAGAUGCUGGUCAAGGUAUGGCAUUCCGUCCAGGUACCUUUGAUGGCUGCAUCAGUGUUUCUGUGCUUCAAUGGCUUUGCAAUGCAGACAAGGCCAUCAAUAGACCCAAGGCAAGAAUCCAGCGAUUCUUUUCAACUUUAUACGCAUCCUUGACAAAAGGCGCAAGAGCUGUGUUUCAGUUCUAUCCCGAGAAUGAUGACCAAAUCCAAUUAAUUAUUGACGUUGCUACCAAGUGUGGUUUUGAAGGUGGUUUGUUGGUUGAUUAUCCUAAUUCAAAGAAAGCCAAGAAAUACUAUUUAUGUUUAUUUGCCGGUACUCAAACAGGUAUCAAGAACCAAAUGCCAAAAGCACUGGGUGAAGAUGGUGAAGUUCACCCUGACGAUAUCAAAUCAAUUCAAUACGAAAAUCGCCGACAAGCAUCACGAAAAAGAAGAUCAGAUAGAAAGGGCGUGAAAGAUAGAAACUGGAUCAACAAUAAAAAGCGAAUCGCUCGAGACAAGGGCGACAAAGUGGUUGCAAAUGACUCAAAAUUUACAGGUCGAAAAAGAAAAGUCAGAUUCUAAGCCAAUUCCCCCUUUCCUUAUGUAUAAAAAUAAACUUUUUGCAAGAAAAUCUUUUUCUAAAUUUAAAAAAAAAGAUAGUUGCAUUAUUUGGUUCCGUG